UAGAAUUAAAUAAAACAACAAACACCACCCCCAAAAGCAACCUGAGCAAUGCCUCAUGAACCAUUUUCCCGUUUCCAUGCACUUUUUACAGUGAAAUUUUCGGUUUUUUUGGGUUUGUAAGUGGAUUGAUUAAGCACAAAUUAUGAUAACAAGCUACUAAUAAUCUAAUAUGUCCCUUUCAUUUUUCUCAGUUUCUUUCAACUUGCAAGGCACCCAUCUACCACCAACUCCUGGUUUGCGUUCCCACCACUUCAAGAAACUGGAUUAUAUCUUCUUUGAUCCAUGGUUUCAGGCUCCAAAAAUCAGACAAAUUCCCCUGCCAUGACUCUCAAAAUCUUAAUUCCUUGGAUUCCAACCUUAAUUCUACUAUAUUUGCCUGUUAUUAGCCCCUCCAACUUCACCUACCCGGCCGUUUUCAACUUUGGGGACUCGAAUUCCGACACCGGCGGCCUGGCAGCUGGAGUUGCUUUUCCAGUAGGCGCCCCGAACGGAGAAACCUACUUCAACAAGCCGUCCGGCCGGUUCUGUGAUGGCCGCUUGAUCAUUGAUUUUCUCAUGGAUUCAAUGGACUUACCAUACCUAAACGCAUAUCUGGAUUCCAUCGGCGCCCCAAGCUUCCGAACGGGCUGCAACUUCGCCACUGGAGGGGCGACCAUACUUCCGGCCAAUGCCGCUUCUCUUAGUCCCUUCUCGUUCGGGCUUCAGGUGGCGCAGUUCAUCCGAUUCAAGGCCCGGGUUCUUGAACUACUGGGAAAAGACAAAAAGUUACAGAAGAUCCUCCCCUUAGAAGACUAUUUCAGGGAUGGACUCUACGGUUUCGAUGUGGGACAGAAUGAUCUUGACGGUGCUUUCUACUCGAAAUCAGAAGACCAAGUGGCUGCAUUCAUCCCAACCAUACUCUCAGAAUUCGAAGCUGGAGUUGAGAGACUGUACAACGAAGGGGCGAGGAACUUGUGGAUUCAUGGGAUGGGUCCUCUAGGAUGUUUGCCUAGAAUCAUCGCGACGUUCGGAAAAGAUGCAUCGAAAUUGGAUCAAUUUGGAUGCGUUAAUUCUCAUAAUCGCGCGGCUAAGCUUUUCAAUUCGCAACUGCACGGUCUCUGCGCCAAGCUUGGCAGCCAACUCCCGCAAGUUAAUGUCACUUACGUUGAUAUUUUUGCUAUUAAGCUCAACCUCAUUGCAAAUUUUUCUCAAUUAGGCUUCAAGGAAUCCAUAGCGGCAUGCUGCGGCUACGGCGGGCCGCCCUUAAAUUUUGACAAUCGGAUAGCCUGCGGCCAGACGAAGAGCCUGAAUGGAAGCUUGGUGACUGCAAAGCCCUGUGAUAACACAACCGAAUAUGUGAAUUGGGAUGGAAACCAUUACACAGAAGCUGCAAACUCAUAUGUUUCUUCACAAAUACUAACGGGCAAAUUCUCCGACCCACCCCUCACUGAAUUCACCAUUUCUCCAAGUGUGUUCCACACUGGCUUUAGAAAACGUUUUUGAUUUUUUU
Vitis riparia (riverbank grape) is the source of this 1489-nucleotide messenger RNA. Its product is annotated as GDSL esterase/lipase At1g54790-like. Gene Ontology annotation, molecular function: hydrolase activity, acting on ester bonds. The transcript is spliced from 5 exons. Bases 283 to 1482 code for a protein of 399 amino acids. NCBI's taxonomy places the organism in Eukaryota, Viridiplantae, Streptophyta, Magnoliopsida, Vitales, Vitaceae. The record is from RefSeq and is a predicted model, not a curated record.